Messenger RNA from Podarcis lilfordi (Lilford's wall lizard), 2173 nucleotides. The record is from the annotation of a GenBank genome assembly. NCBI's taxonomy places the organism in Eukaryota, Metazoa, Chordata, Lepidosauria, Squamata, Lacertidae.
GUGAAACUCCAAUAAAUAUCAUUUAAAAAAAAAAAGAUGAUGAUGAUGAUGAUAAUUUAUUAUUUCUACCCUGCCCAUCUGGCUGGGUUUCGCCAGCCAAUCUGGGCAGCUUUCAACAGAACAUUAAAAACAGAAUAAAACUUCAAACAUUGAAAACUUCCCUAAACAGGGCGGCCUUCAGAUGUCUUCUAAAAGUUGGAUAGUAGUUUAUUUUCUUGACAUCUGAUGGGAGAUAGAGAGAGACAUAUAUACAGUGGACACUCGGGUUGUGAACGUGAUCCGUGCAGGAGGCACAUUUGCAACGCACGCACGGGUCACAAUUUGGCACUUCUGCGCAUGCACAAAGAGCAAUUUAGCGCUUCUGCACUUGUGCUGAAACCCGGAAGUAAGCCAUUCCGGUACUUCCGGGUAUGGUGCAGUGCGCAACCUGAAGCAUCUGUAACCCGAAGUAUGACUGUACAUACAUAUACAUACAUAGUUUUAAUUCUGUUGUUUUAUUUAUUUUUUCUGCCCCCUGUUUUCAGCUGUUCUUAUGUUAUCUGUAGGCUGCCCUGAGUCAGGGGAAAAGCAGGUUAUAUUUGUUAGUAUUAUUUUUUAUUAUUUCUUACCUUUGCACACUCCCCUCCACCUCUUCCUCCAGCCACACCUGGUUUCCUCUCCUGCUGCUGCUGCCCAUCCUCCUCCUCUCCCUCUCCUGGAAAGCAGCCGCUGCCCCUUGCUGAAGCCACCAGAGGGUCCCUCCACCUGGGGGGCAGCUCCACAGGGGCCUCCCUGACUCCCGUUUCCCCCGCAGAUGGUGAAACGGCUGAGUGAGCUCACGGGGUGCCGCCAGGUGGUUGACGUGGGCGCUGGCCAGGUAAGUAGGGAGGGAGGAGGCCUCAGGUUCCUCUUCCUUUUCAGAGUCUCGCAAAGCCUGCUUUAUUUACAGUGUCUUCUCCCCCCUUUCCCCCAGGGCCACCUCUCUCGCUUCCUGGCCUUUGGCCUGGGCCUCUCCGUCACCACCAUCGAGGGAGACCCCCGGCUGGUCGCCCAGGCUGCCAAGUUCGACCAGGAGGUGGUGCAGGCGCUGAGGAAAGAGGGGGCCAAGCGAGGAGGGCAGGUGAGGAGGCGGAACGUCAGGGGUGGGGAGGGGAUGUGGUGUGUAGCAGAGGGUCCUGGCUUCCUGAGGAGGGGGCGGGGGCCAGUCCCUCUGGUCCAAGCCAUGGCAGGCAGCUUCCUCAGGCACUUGGUGGAUUCCCACACGGCAGGGGGUUGACUAGAUGACUCUCGGGGGUCCCUUCCAGCUUCUGUUAGCCACACGCCCUCCACUUAAUGCCCUCUCCUUUUCCUUCAACCUCCAUGGCUCCCCCGGCCAGAAUCCGAGGAGCUGAGCCUUCUAGGCCUCUAUCUUGAACACAAGCUCAUCUGCGGUUCCUGCAUUGCAGGGGGUUAGACUAGAUGGCCCUUAGGGUCUCUUUCAACACCGCAGUUCUAUCAUUCUAUGGCAUGGGUAGGCAAACUAAGGCCCAGGGGCCGGAUCCGGCCCAAUCGCCUUCUAAAUCCAGCCCGCAGACGGUCCGGGAAUCAGCGUGUUUUUACAUGAGUAGAAUGUGUCCUUUUAUUUAAAAUCCAUCUCUGGGUUAUUUGUGGGGCAUAGGAAUUCAUUCUUUUUUCUCCCCCCCCCCCAAAAAAAAAUAUAGUCCGCCCCCCACAAGGUCUGAGGGACAGUGGACUGGCCCCCUGCUGAAAAAGUUUGCUGACCCUUAUUCUAUGGAGUGGUUUGUGGGGGGGGGGGCUGUACAUGAAUGUAUAUUUAAGCGAGGGUUGUCAAUGACUUUGACCAGCUUUCCUUAUUUUGAAGUUGAACCGUGUGGCAGGGCCAGCUCCCUGAUUAGGCAGAGUGAAGAAACUGCCACCACUGCUCACCAGCAGAUGUCCAUGGAUAGCUGGGGGGGGGGGGGGAGGCACUGCUCUCCUUGCCCCUGGGCUGCCCCCUUGCGCCUUCUCACCCUCUUUGGGGUGUUCCAGGGGCAAGUAGAGAAACACACCCACACUGGUUUAAACAAUACCAGUUUCAUGUUUGCAAAGACAACAUUAAAUAUCUAGGCACAUUAACACCAUGAGACUUAUCUAAAUUAGUGUCAUUAAACAACAACAAAAUAUACCAUGAGGUAUCAAUAGACAUAGACAGGUG